Trachymyrmex cornetzi is the source of this 1054-nucleotide messenger RNA. Its product is annotated as mpv17-like protein 2. The transcript is spliced from 3 exons. The record is from RefSeq and is a predicted model, not a curated record. Bases 419 to 1000 code for a protein of 193 amino acids. NCBI's taxonomy places the organism in Eukaryota, Metazoa, Arthropoda, Insecta, Hymenoptera, Formicidae. Gene Ontology annotation, biological process: mitochondrial ribosome assembly. Gene Ontology annotation, cellular component: cytoplasm; membrane; mitochondrion.
UGCCAUUUCGUUAUUAUCUGCUUAAUUGUGAAAAUGUCACUUGUUUCGUACUUAUAAAAGUCGUAAUUAUUGAAGAAAACUAAAGUUAUCGUGGAAUUGUAUAUGUAAAAGCGUAUUUUUCACACGUUUCAACGGUCGGAUCGUGUGUUCCUGCCAGAGUAUAGACUCGCUUCACGUGUCUUUUACCACCACUUGCUGACUAUCGAGGGAGGAAAGGACAGUUUUGUUCGAUUUUUUAAAGUGAUCUCGUCAUUUAGAUUUAGCUAAAUUGUCUUUUUUUUUUUUAUAAAUGGCACGUAACAUAAAUUAACGUGUCAUUCCUCGCUUCUGACAUCACGAUUCCAACAUAACCGGGGCAACUACUCGGAAGCCUUUACCUCUAAAGUCUUACAAGGGACCAUCUCGGUUUGUACAAGCAAUGAAUAUUGCAAGAGGAAUGGGGCUAACUUUUAAUAAAAUAAAUCACUUGAAGGAAUGCUUAUUUUCUCCUAAACAUUUAUUGUACACAAAUAUAGGGAUAUCGAUUUCUCUUUCUGGCAUAGGAGAUGUUUUAGAGCAACAUUAUGAAAUAUUAAAGGGCAAAUGGGAUAAAUGGAGUUUUACCAGAACGAGAAAUAUGUCUGUAUCUGGCAUGUCUAUCGGAAUAGUUUGUCAUUACUGGUAUAAUUUUUUAGACACUAGAAUGGCUGGACGUACUAUUGGUAUGGUUUUAAAAAAAGUGAUUAUUGAUCAGUUAAUUUGCUCACCUCUCUGUAUAAGUACAUUUUUUUUUACACUGGCCUUGAUGGAGAAUAACAGUUUGACAGAGUUUAAGAAUGAAAUUAGGAAAAAAGCGCAUAGACUGUAUAUAGCUGAAUGGGUCAUUUGGCCUCCAGCACAAGUUAUUAACUUUUAUUUUCUUCCCACACGUUACAGAGUACUUUACGAUAACAUGAUAUCUCUCGGUUAUGAUGUCUAUACUAGCCAUGUAAAAUAUGAUAUGGAAACAAUUAGUAGAUAAUGCUAGUUUAAUUAUAGUAAAAUAUUUUUGUAAAAUUACAAAUAUAAUUUAAGU